AUGACUAUAGAACCCACACCGAAAACAAUCAAGCGAUUGAUUGCUUGCUGCGAUGGAACGUGGAUGGAUGGUGAUAAAGGCUACCAAGAGCCUGGUUUGUUCGAGAAAGAAGGUUCUCUUCAGAUUCCGUCCAACGUCACACGUAUCUCGCGUUGCUUUGAGAAGAGAUGUAGUGAUGGAAAGCUUCAGGUAGUCAACUACGAGUCAGGAGUUGGCACAGGGAGCAAUAUGCUGGAUAGCAUCACUGGAGGUGCUUUUGGUCAAGGUCUUGCAGAGCGUAUGAGAGAAACAUAUUCAUUUAUAUGUUCCAACUAUAUGGAUGGCGAUGAAAUCAUCCUCGUGGGCUUCUCAAGAGGUGCAUUCACAGUCCGUUCAGUGGCCGGUAUGAUAGGCAAUCUAGGUCUACUCACUCGUGAAGGCGUAGAGUUCUUCUAUCCUAUCUUCAAAGACAUGCAGCACUGGAUGGACGAUGACUACGAAGACCCAUUCCCAAACAUUCCCUUUCCUGACAAACCCAAAGGAAAAGAUGCCGCAGACAAGUACAGAGCUCGCUUGGAGCAACUCGGCUAUACUCGCGUGAGACGCGAACAAGGAGACGAGAUCAUCACAAUCAAGGCGGUGUGUGUUUGGGACACUGUUGGUAGUCUUGGAAUUCCCAAGAUUGCCUGCACGUUUAAAUGGCAUGAUACAAAUCUUUCAGAUAGAAUAGAGCAUGCUUUCCAGGCUCUCGCUCUGGACGAGACUCGUUCGCCUUUCCAACCAGCAGUAUGGGAGAGACUCCCUGAAAACAGAUAUACCACGGAUCUGAGGCAGGUCUGGUUCCCUGGUAAUCAUGCUAACAUUGGCGGUGGAUGGGAGGACCAGGGUAUCGCAAAUUGUACACUCGCAUGGAUGAUGGACCAACUGGCCUCUAUCGGUGUCGAAUUUGACCUGCCCUCUUUAGAGCGGUGCUUCUUUCUGAAUGUCAAAUUCUACCACAAAACACCUUCAAAACUAAGCAUCAAGUCAAGAAAGAAGAAAGAGAAGCAAAAGCUUCGUCAAUGGGCAGUAAACCCUAUAUACGAGAACAACCGCCCAAUAAGACCAUGGGGAUUGGGAGCAAUCAACAAGUCACCAGGCUUCCUCUACAAACUCUCUGGCCAAACGAUUCGAACACCAGGUCUAUAUAGACCGACCGACCGCAGGGCAAAAUGCGACAAGUCAAGAUUUCUUCUGGAUACAAAUGAACGAAUACACAGCUCAGUGAGGAUCCGACUUGCGUGUAAAGGACUCGCUUUGGAUGAUGAAUAUGUCUGGGACUGUCCGGCGUUAUUGGAUAACUGGAAACUCAAGCGCACAAGGGAGAAAUAUAACGAUCCGGUACCGCAGUGUCCAGGAUGGUGCCCAGACGCUGCAAAAGAUAACAUGGGCCAUCCUAAUGAGUGGUCAAAGGGGAGAUGGGUAUGGGAGUAUGUUGGCAAGGACAAGAAUGGCCCUGCUGAUAAGAGGCAAAGGGUUAUGGUAGAAGAACCGUUGGGACCAUAUGAGCGAUAUUUACUCAGCUUGUCAGCUGGAACUCCGAACGUUUAUCAUUUUGCAGAUACGGUUGACUUUUAG
This is a messenger RNA of Fusarium coffeatum, 1596 nucleotides long. RefSeq lists its product as uncharacterized. The record is from RefSeq and is a predicted model, not a curated record. The transcript is spliced from 4 exons. Lineage: Eukaryota; Fungi; Ascomycota; Sordariomycetes; Hypocreales; Nectriaceae. The coding region runs from base 1 to 1596 and encodes 531 amino acids.